This is a messenger RNA of Zingiber officinale, 1113 nucleotides long. Its product is annotated as yrdC domain-containing protein, mitochondrial-like. The transcript has 5 exons. Bases 1 to 903 code for a protein of 300 amino acids. Lineage: Eukaryota; Viridiplantae; Streptophyta; Magnoliopsida; Zingiberales; Zingiberaceae. Gene Ontology annotation, cellular component: cytoplasm. Gene Ontology annotation, biological process: regulation of translational fidelity. Gene Ontology annotation, molecular function: double-stranded RNA binding; tRNA binding; nucleotidyltransferase activity. The record is from RefSeq and is a predicted model, not a curated record.
AUGAAUGGCCGGAUCGUAUGCUUUCCUAGAUUAUGGGAGCUUUCCUGCGAGAUGAACUCGUAUCCCAACUCCCAGUAUUUAGAUUUCAGCGACACGGAUGAGAGCUAUGAAUUCUUCCGUGAAGACGCUCGAAAGAUUGCCUCUUUUCCCCUUCCCGGCCGUCAAGCGGAUCACUCGCAGAAGAAGAGUAGUUUAGCUGGUGCAAUCUGGAGCAGGAUGUCGCAAAGCCUGGACUCUGUGCAAUGCUCUGAGGGCAAGGCGGGAGUUGCUCUUCCUGCAACAGAUGCUCACGUUGAAGAAGCGAUUGAGGCAAUCAAAGCUGAGGAAGUUAUUGCAGUGCCCACGGAUACUCUUUAUGGAUUCGCAUGUGAUGCUUGCUCUUCAGAAGCAGUCAAUAGAAUAUAUGAGAUCAAAGGACGUAAGCAGACAAGUCCUCUAGCAAUUUCUGUUGGUGAUGUAUCCGAUAUAUCCCGCUUUGCCAUUGUCGACCACCUACCUCAUGAUUUGCUCUAUAGCCUCCUUCCUGGACCUGUCACUCUUGUUCUUAAGCGAGGUGAUUCUAGCAUUUUGGAGAAGUCUCUAAAUCCCGGUUUAGACAGUAUUGGUGUUCGUGUGCCAGACUUCGAGUUUAUCAGAAGCAUUGCUCGUGGUUCCGGAAGUGCUCUAGCUCUCACAAGUGCCAAUCUUAGCGGACAACCCAGCAGUGUUAGCAUCAAAGAUUUCGAAAACCUUUGGCAACAUUGUGCCUACGUUUAUGAUGGUGGAGUUCUUCCUUCUGGCCGUGCCGGUUCAACAGUCGUUGAUCUUACAAACCCAGGAUCAUUCAAGAUUCUGAGACCUGGAAGUGCGAGACCAGAAACAACUGCAAUUCUUGAGAAAUUUGGAUUAGAAGAAGUUCCUUGAUGAUGAGAUUAUGGUGACAAUGAAGGGUUCCUCAAGCAGCUUAUUGUAACUCUUCAACAUGUAUUUUGUGUGGGAGAGAAGCAGCUCUAAAUUUGUAUUUUAACCCUUUUGAAGUAGUGUUUUUUACAGAUUGAGCCAUUAAGAAACUGCUUUAUGUAUUUGCUUUGUAGUUUUUGUUCUAUUCUAUUUUAUUUCCUUUAAGUCCCUUCA